AUGUAUGGCUCGCCACUGCCGGACAUUGAGAGAGUCAUCAUCCGAGAGGAUCUCCAGACGGUGUCGGAGUACAUUGCUGACUAUAUUAUCAGCCGCAUCAAUUCGUUCAAGCCCACUCCAGCGCAGCCGUUUGUGCUGGGCCUGCCGACGGGCAGCAGUCCGGAGAUCAUCUACAAGAUUCUGGUGCAGCGGCACCGACAGGGCGAGAUUUCGUUCAAAAAUGUCGUGACCUUCAAUAUGGAUGAAUAUGUCGGUCUGCCGCGGGACCACCCCGAGUCGUACCAUAGCUUUAUGUACAAGCACUUUUUCUCGCACGUGGACAUUGCGCCGCAGAACAUCAACAUCCUGGACGGCAACGCGGCGGACCUGGCGGCGGAGUGUGCGGCGUUCGAGGCCCGGAUUGCGCGGUACGGCGGGAUCGAGCUGUUCCUGGGCGGCGUGGGCCCGGACGGGCACAUUGCCUUCAACGAGCCCGGGUCGUCGCUGAGCAGCCGCACGCGGGUGAAAACCCUAGCGUACGACACCAUCCUGGCCAACUCGCGCUUCUUCGGCCACGACGUGGGCCAGGUGCCGCGCAUGGCGCUCACGGUGGGCAUCCAGACCAUCAUGGACGCCCGCGAGGUGGUCAUCGUCGCCACGGGUGCCCACAAGGCCCUUGCCGUCCAACACGGCCUCGAAGGCGGCAUCAACCACAUGUGGACCCUCUCCGCCCUGCAGAUGCACCGUCACCCGCUCAUCGUCUGCGACCGGGACGCCACCCUCGAGUUGAAAGUGAAAACCGUCCGCUACUUCGAGUCCAUCGAGCAGGCUGGCACCGACGCCCGUACCCAGGGACCCCCGCUUGUCUACCGGCCGCGCACUUAUGUCCCGGCACCGAUGGACCUGACGGGGAAACAGCAACAGCAGCAGCAGCAACAGCAGCAGCAGCAACAGCAGCAGCAGCAGCAGUGUUUCGUCUCCUUGACUCCCAUGCCCAAGGUGCCCAAAGAUCUCCGCAUCGACACGGAGCUGCACCGCCGGGCACUCGAGGACGAUGAGCUCACGCCGGAUAGCAUGUCAUCGCGCAUGGUGGACUCUGCGAUUGGGGGGAUCGAUGCAACGCUCAAGGGGGACCUGGUUACAGAUCGGAUGGGGUCGAGGAUUGUUUCUCACUGA
Messenger RNA from Penicilliopsis zonata CBS 506.65, 1155 nucleotides. RefSeq lists its product as hypothetical. Gene Ontology annotation, cellular component: cytoplasm. The coding region runs from base 1 to 1155 and encodes 384 amino acids. Lineage: Eukaryota; Fungi; Ascomycota; Eurotiomycetes; Eurotiales; Aspergillaceae. The record is from RefSeq and is a predicted model, not a curated record. The transcript is spliced from 4 exons. Gene Ontology annotation, molecular function: glucosamine-6-phosphate deaminase activity; identical protein binding. Gene Ontology annotation, biological process: carbohydrate metabolic process; N-acetylglucosamine catabolic process; D-glucosamine catabolic process.